This is a messenger RNA of Syzygium oleosum, 1364 nucleotides long. RefSeq names its product pectinesterase inhibitor 10-like. The record is from RefSeq and is a predicted model, not a curated record. The transcript has 3 exons. NCBI's taxonomy places the organism in Eukaryota, Viridiplantae, Streptophyta, Magnoliopsida, Myrtales, Myrtaceae. The coding region runs from base 456 to 1349 and encodes 297 amino acids.
AACAAAAUCCACGAGCCGAAAAAGAAAAUGCUGCUGCUUCUCUUCAGUCCUCUCUUCCUCUUCUUCCUCACUCGAUGUCGCUCGCGACGAAAAACGGGUGAAGUGCAGCAGAAGAUAACGACACAGUUCUCUACUUCUCGCCUCGCGCCGAGAGCUCGACAUUUUCCUCCCUUCCCCCUGCUGCUCCGGGAGCUUCGACGCGCGCCGGCUCGGCUCGGCUCGGCUCGGCUCGGCCCGGCCGCUGAGGAUGCUGGCCUCCCGGCGAGCCUCGCCGCGGUUCUUCUGCUCUCGCCGUGCCGCCUCCGCCGCCGGAUCCUCCUUCGAUAAACUCCCCCUGGGCGGAGCUCGUGGUGCCGCUUCUCGCCGUUGCCGCCGUUGCCGUCGCGGCUGCUGCUGCUGCUCGGCGCACGAUCUCGCCCGCUGGUGGAAUCCUCGCAGAUCUGGCGCCGUCGGUGAUGUCGGUGCUCCAGCGGUUCUUCGCCGGAGGAAAAAGGAUUGAUGUCCAACGGUUGUUGCUGAAACUGAUCGUCAUCUCCUGUCAUGUUAUUUUCAUCAUAUCUGCUGAUUCAAACUACAAUUCUGUUCAAGCAUCACCAAUAUCUCCAAGUGCCACCGUGAGCACUCCUGCUAUUCCUGAUCUUUCCCCUCCAAAGAAGUUACCACACGUACAAUGGCGGAGACAUAUCUCUCCUCAGGCUGCACCUGCACUUGUUUUGUCGCCAGAUCAUUCACCUCAUUAUGACCCCUUGAUAACUUCUGGUCACCCCCCAACAAGUUCACGCUUGUCCAAGCCAUCAAUGAAGAGGAGCAGCUUGGUGCCUCCAAGCGCCAGCCUGGCUGAUAUUGCCCCAACUCAAUCCAGUCCUGCUACAGUUCCAGCCACAUUGGCUGAGCCACCGCUGUCGCGUAAUGUCUCAAAUUGUUGCCAACCCAACAUGGUGCUAAAACGGGGCAGCGAGGGUCGCCAUUGUGUUUAUCCCAUAAAGCUUGACCUUCUGCUGCUAAAUGUAUCUCAAAAUCCUGAUGGGAAUGUUUUUCUCCAAGAAUUUGCUUCUCAGCUGGGCUUGCAAGUUUCUCAAAUACAGUUGAUAAAUUUUUAUAUGCUCAGCUUUACAAGAUUAAAUAUAUCAAUGGAUAUUACUCCGCAAACGGGAUUGAGUUUCUCAGCUAGUGAUGUAUAUGCAAUCAACUCUUCCCUCUCUUUACAUCGGGUUUGUCUAAGCCCUGCGCUGGUGGGUGAUUAUGAACUUUUGAACAUCACUUGGUUCAAGGCACCUCCAUCUUCUGAAGGUAAACCCCGCCCAAGGCUUCUGUUUCUCAUGUUUGUAUCAACUCCGUAUACCUUCUAGAUAUCAAAGAGUUGA